Molecule: messenger RNA, 2899 nt
Organism: Galeopterus variegatus (Sunda flying lemur)
Lineage: Eukaryota; Metazoa; Chordata; Mammalia; Dermoptera; Cynocephalidae
Product: ubiquitin-conjugating enzyme E2 variant 3
Exons: 6
Coding region: 24-767 (247 amino acids)
Biological process (GO): carboxylic acid metabolic process
Molecular function (GO): oxidoreductase activity, acting on the CH-OH group of donors, NAD or NADP as acceptor
Source: RefSeq, a predicted model, not a curated record
CAGAAGGGACUAAAGGAGGCACAAUGGACCUUGACAUCUUCAACCUGCCUAAUGUAGAGAUCAGCAAAGAUUUGUCUGCCUCUGCUCAUUCCAAGGUGGUGAUCUUCACAGUCAACUCUUUGGGUAGUUCUCAGUCUUACCUUGAUGUUGUACAGAGCAAUGUGGAUAUGUUCAGAGCACUUGUCCCAGCUCUGGGACAUUAUAGUCAACACAGUGUCCUGCUUAUUGCAUCUCAACCAGUGGAAAUCAUGACCUACGUGACAUGGAAACUGAGUGCAUUUCCUGAAAAUCAAGUGAUUGGAAUUGGAUGUAAUCUAGAUUCACUGAGAUUACAAUAUAUUAUUACAAAUGUUUUGAAGGCACAGACUUCAGGCAAAGAUGUGUGGGUUAUUGGUGAGCAGGGAGAAGACAAAGUGCCUACAUGGGGUGGCCAAGAAGUAAUGAGUCAUAAUUCUCAGGUACAGCUGUCCAACAGAGCCAUGGAACUGUUAAGGGUAAAAGGUCAAAGAUCCUGGUCUGUUGGACUAUCAGUAGCUGACCUGGUUGACAGUAUUGUAAAUGAUAAAAAGAAAGUGCAUUCUGUAUCAGUUUUAGCAAAGGGAUAUUAUGAUAUAAAUACUGAAGUGUUUUUAAGUUUGCCUUGCAUUCUUGGAAACAAGGGAGUAUCUGAAGUCAUCAAUACCACAGUGAAAGAAGAUACAGUGACUGAGAAACUUCGGAGCAGUGCAUCCUCAAUCCAUGGUCUCCAACAACAGUUAAAACUUUGAUUCUCAAGUGCAGUUACCUGAAAGGAAAGGUCAUUUAAUUUUGCUAACAUAUAUCGAUUUGAGAACUUCUGCAUCUUAUUACUUAUCCUUACAAACUGCUUGGUUAAGGUAGAUGGUUUCUUUGUUAGCUUUGUAAUUUGAAUCCUUAAGGAGUUAGACAAGGAGGGGGGAAAUCUAAUUUUCUUUGGAGUUCUUGAGGUAUCUGUACUGUUCUUUAAACCUAUAGCAGGGAUAAACAUUCAUCUGCAAUGCGAAUCAUUUUAAAUUAUGUGUCCUAAACUGAAAGCACAUUCAGCAUUUUGGGAAUAUUUUGAAAGUAAUACAUUUUUAAAAGAAAAUUACUCUGUAGCUUUUAUAAUAAACAUGAUCAGGUGAAGGCCCAGUAUGGUUCUACAAAAUCUGUGCUAGGUAUACAUUCAUAUCUUAAGAUAUUAAUGUUUAUUUUGCAAAAUACAGUUGUUAGUAAUGGUAAAAUAUUUUAUUUUCCUUCUUCAAAUUCAUUAGCUACCAAAAAAUGGAAAAGAAUUUUGCAUGCACUUUAAAAUAGUAAAAGGGAAAAUGAAAUUUUUUAAUAUAUGAAGAAAAAGUAUACUUCAAUUUCUAGUGGGACUUCCUUUUUACAGAAAUUUUCUGUAAGCUCUUCCUGGGCUAUAUAAGAUCUCCAACAUCUUAUAAACUUACUGUGAUAUUAGUAGAACCAUAGAGAAAUGUGUAUUUUCAGUGGAAAAAUAUUAUGAGUGAAAGUCAAGCAGUUUACUUUGAAGUCAAAAUAUGAGGCUUUCAUGAUAACCAUUGGUCUUAAGGGAGAGAGUUUGGAUGGACUGAUGGUUCUGAGCAAAUCCUUUAACCACUCCUGAAAAAAUGAUUCAGAGUACAUACACUUUGGUGAUGGGUCAAUAGCAAUAUUUUUAUAUGUGAAUUAUAGCAUAUUAUUACUAUUGUGACACUAAUAGUAAUAGCUCACACCAACACUUCUUCCAGGCAGUGUGAUGAGCACUUUAUUAUUUAAUUCUCACACUGAGGUAGUAACUAUUAUCGUCAUCACUUUAUAGAGAAGUAAAUUGAAGUUUAGUAUCCAAGAUCUCAUGGCUAUUAAGGGGCACUUACCCAUGCAACCUCUACUUUGUCUAGGCACUAAAAAGGGGGAAAGGCCUAGUAGCCAAAAUAGUUAUCAGAAGACCCUAAAGUUGUGGUCUUGUAUACUAUGAAAGGAUUACUUCCAUUCUCAUGUAGGGGCUUACUUUUUUAAAAAACAAAACAAAAAAUAGCAUAGUUUAGAAAGAUUGAUUCCCUGGCUUCCCAGACUUCUCCUCAGCAAAUAGUAGGGGUGGUGUGCACUGAGAUAGGUGUUUAUUUAUUUAGUCAUUCAGCUAGUAUUUAUUAGGAGCCUGCCAUCCACCAGGCACUAAUAGUGAACAAGCCUGAAUAAGGUACAAGCAGUCUUGGUCCUUACAAUCUAGUGUGGGAGAUACAGUAAUCAGAUCUGACAAAUAAAUGAACAAUUGCAAGUGUAAUAAGUACUGUGAAGAAGACCAAGGUGCUUUGAAAGCAUAUAAUAGAUGAAUCUGAAUGUGGUCAGGGAGGUAAGAGCCAGAAAGCUUAUAAGGGUAGACACAUCCUAGAUAGAGAGGAAAUAGUCAAACUAAUGCUGAUUUAGUAUAAUAAUGGAUGCUUAUAAUAAUGAACUUCAGUCACACAGAAAGGGUGAAAUUAUAUUAAGUAUUCCACGUUUAAGAAAGUAGAAAAGUAUUUAAUAUGUUGGAAAGAUUCCCACCAGAGUUAACUGGACAGAAACCUUGGACAUUUGAAGAACUAAACAUUAGUUCUAUGUAAUUUCAUUAUACAGGUAGAUUAUUUUUGUAUUACUCUAACAAUGUAUCCUUAUUGUCCUUCUGUAUGUAAUAGGAAAGUAAAGCUGCAAGAACCAUUUCUUGUGUUUUUUAAGCUAGCCUUUUCUAAAAUCUGAUAACUAAUUAGAAAUUAGAUAAUUCCUGAUACCUAAUUUCUAAUAUGCUCUUGAACGAUAAUCUAACCACAAAAUAUUGUAUAAUAGAAUUAUUAUUAUGUUACAUUGUAUAAUAGAAUUACCAAGAAUUCACUACAUUAUAAAAGGAAUAUGCCAAUACAACAAA